UCAGCCUCAUAGCCUCCACCUCAUUACUGAAUCACCCUUUCCGGUUUGCACCUUCCGUGACUGCUGAACCAAAGUCCGCUGGUUGGCGGCGGCGUCUCUGGAAGGGAUGCAGAGCUUCUGCGCACAGGCCCCUUAAGUCCCUGUCCCGCGCGCGCCAGGAGCACGCUUGCAAAAGACGGGAAGGUGUCGGGGACAGAGAAAGAGAAGAGACAGAGAGAGAACGAAAGAAAAAGGAGAGAGAGAAGAGGGAAAGGAGAAGAAAGAACACAGAAAAAGAAACAAAGGUUCACUGGUGGGAGGCUGAGCCGGUGGGAAAGACACCGGGAAGAGACUCAGAAGCGACCAUAAUGUGGUUACGUGUACACACUCUGCCCACCCUGCUUGGAGCCGUGAGACCGGGCUGCAGGGAGCUGCUGUGUUUGCUGGUGAUCACAGUGACUGUGGGCCCUGGCGCCUCUGGGGUGUGCCCCACUGCUUGCAUCUGUGCCACUGACAUCGUCAGCUGCACCAACAAAAACCUGUCCAAGGUGCCUGGGAACCUUUUCAGACUGAUUAAGAGACUGGACCUGAGUUACAACAGAAUUGGGCUUCUGGAUUCUGAGUGGAUUCCAGUAUCAUUUGCAAAGCUGAACACUCUAAUUAUUCGUCAUAACAACAUCAGCAGCAUUUCCACGGGCAGUUUUUCCACAACUCCAAAUUUGAAGUGUCUUGAUUUAUCGUCCAAUAAGCUGAAGACGGUGAAAAAUGCUGUAUUCCAAGAGUUGAAGGUUCUGGAAGUGCUUCUGCUUUACAACAAUUACAUUUCCUAUCUUGAUCCUUCAGCGUUUGGAGGCCUCUCCCAGUUGCAGAAACUCUACUUAAGUGGAAACUUUCUCACACAGUUUCCAAUGGAUUUGUAUGUUGGAAGGUUCAAGCUGGCAGAACUCAUGUUUUUAGAUGUUUCUUAUAACCGAAUUCCUUCCAUGCCAAUGCACCAUAUAAAUUUAGUGCCAGGAAAACAGCUGAGAGGCAUCUACCUUCAUGGAAACCCGUUUGUCUGUGACUGUUCCCUGUACUCCUUGCUAGUGUUUUGGUAUCGUAGGCACUUUAGCUCAGUGAUGGAUUUUAAGAACGAUUACACCUGUCGCCUGUGGUCUGACUCCAGGCACUCGCGUCAGGUACUUCUGCUCCAGGAUAGCUUUAUGAAUUGCUCUGACAGCAUCAUCAAUGGUUCCUUUCGUGCGCUUGGCUUUAUUCAUGAAGCUCAGGUGGGGGAAAGACUGAUUGUCCACUGUGACAGCAAGACAGGUAAUGGAAAUACCGAUUUCAUUUGGGUGGGUCCAGAUAACAGACUGCUAGAGCCGGAUAAAGAGAUGGAAAACUUUCACGUGUUUCACAAUGGAAGUCUGGUUAUAGAAAGUCCUCGUUUUGAGGAUGCUGGAGUGUAUUCUUGUAUUGCAAUGAAUAGGCAACGCCUGUUAAAUGAAACUGUGGACGUCACAAUAAAUGUGAGCAAUUUCACUGUAAGCAGAUCUCAUGCUCAUGAGACAUUUAACACAGCUUUUACCACUCUUGCUGCUUGCGUGGCCAGUAUCGUUUUGGUACUUUUGUACCUCUAUCUGACUCCGUGUCCCUGCAAGUGUAAAACCAAGAGACCGAAAAAUAUGCUACACCAAAGCAAUGCCCAUUCAUCGAUUCUCAGUCCUGGCCCCGCUAGUGAUGCCUGCGCGGAUGAACGGAAGGCAGGUGCAGGUAAAAGAGUGGUGUUUUUGGAACCCCUGAAGGAUACUGCAGCAGGGCAGAACGGGAAAGUCAGGCUCUUUCCCAGCGAGGCAGUGAUAGCUGAGGGCAUCCUGAAGUCCACGAGGGGGAAAUCUGACUCAGAUUCAGUCAAUUCAGUGUUUUCUGACACACCUUUUGUGGCAUCCACUUAAUUUGUGCCUAUAUUUGUAUGAUGUCAUAAUUUAAUCUCUUCCUAUUUAACUUUGUGUGUGCUCUGCAAAAUAAACAGCAGGACAGAAAUUGUGUUGUUUUGUUUUUUGAAAUACAAUUAAAAGUUGUAGAAAGAAGAAUCAAGCAUCAAUUAAUUAUAAAGCCUAAAGCAAAGUUAGAUUUGGGGAUUAUUCAGCCAAAAUUGCCAUUUCAGACCAGAAUGAAUAGACGACACUGAUAAAAUGUACUGGAUAAUGCCACAUCCUAUAUAGUGUUAUAUAAAUAGUGCAAGGAAAGUACAACUGUUUGCCUGUCUUCUUUUCAUUCUGUGCAUUCUUUCCAUUCUGUAUCUUUGUACAAAAGAUUUCAUUAAAAACUUAAAGUCAUCAUAAUUUGUUGCCAUAAAUAUGUAAGUGUCAAUACCAAAAUGUCUGAGUAACUUCUUAAAUCUCUGUUCUAGCAAACUAAUAUUGGUUCAUGUGCUUGUGUAUAUGUAAAUCUUAAAGUAUGUGAACUAUUAAAUAGAUCCUAUUGUACUGUGCUUUGGACAUCUGAAUUGAUGUAAAUACAUGUAAUCUGUGACUUGAUGUUUUAUUUGGCUGCUUAAAAACAUAAAUCUAAAUGUUUUAUGUUCUCAGAUUAUGCUAUUUUAUAUAAAGCACCACUGAUAGCAAAUCUCUCUC
Callithrix jacchus (white-tufted-ear marmoset) is the source of this 2594-nucleotide messenger RNA. It is a transcript of the gene AMIGO2, whose product is annotated as adhesion molecule with Ig like domain 2. Gene Ontology annotation, molecular function: protein binding. Lineage: Eukaryota; Metazoa; Chordata; Mammalia; Primates; Cebidae. The record is from RefSeq and is a predicted model, not a curated record. Gene Ontology annotation, biological process: brain development. Gene Ontology annotation, cellular component: membrane.